Molecule: messenger RNA, 1926 nt
Organism: Capronia coronata CBS 617.96
Lineage: Eukaryota; Fungi; Ascomycota; Eurotiomycetes; Chaetothyriales; Herpotrichiellaceae
Exons: 2
Coding region: 1-1926 (641 amino acids)
Source: RefSeq, a predicted model, not a curated record
AUGGGCCAGUCUCAGUCAUCAGAGCCAGCGAAAGAGGUCCCAAUAGACCCCGACGUGAGGUCUGAUAUUCUGGGCAAUCCAGAGCACCUGAGCCACGAACUGGCCCUCCGCUUUGCGUCCAAGUGCUACACUUAUCUAGAGAUCGCGCAUUACAAGGACAACUUCAAGACCUUGGCCGACCAUCAGGAAGAUGUUGAAUACUGGAAAGAGGACACUCUGUGUCGCUUUUUGGCCUUACCGGAGCCGCUCAACGCAGGGCCCGUUCUUUAUCACAUGUGCACUUAUCUCGGAGCAUUUCCAUUCCCGAGCCUCGCGCCAUGCAUAUUGACCAGGGAGGCCCUGCUGAAGGUCGUCACGAUUAUGACUGGUAGGUACAAGAAGAUCUUGAGACGAGGUGAUCACGAUAAAGUCAAACUGUUGUUCCGGAGCCUGGCCGUGUUCGAUCGGAGUGCCAGCAUGUCUUCGCCCCAGGCGAAACCAAAUAUGGAUGAGAUCAUCAGUGAGCAGUUACCGGAAGACAUGUUGAAGGAACGUGAGUUCGAGAACGCAGCGAGUUCUCAUGCUUCGGGAUUCGCCAUCGACGAGCCCGCCAAUGACGAUGAAGAAGAGGACGACGAUGACCUUGCUCUGGCUGCCCUCGAUUCGCUUGACGCCAUUGAGGUCUUCAGGCAUGACCAGAAGACAGACCGCAAAAUCCACCAUGCUAUCAUUCCAGUAGAGAACAUGAAGAAGCUUAUAAUGCUACUGUUGCUCAUUGCUGGAAUUGAGCCCUUAACGCCCGUCGGGGUCUAUGGUCAGAGCUUAACCCAGGAACGACUACGUGCCCUCCGUGCAUCCGCUGAUGCCAUCAUCGCUGCCUUUGAUCCUGACCCUCUGAGCAAUGGUAUCAAGUAUUCAAACUUCGUCAAGACCGUGACGACAACAACUCCUUGGCUGUUCGAACCUCUUAGCGCACUAUUUGAGCACUUUCUGUUCAGCAAGAACUUCAAUCUUAACAAGCAUCGCGCCGAACCGGACCCAGUCAUUACAAUCGAACCCCGGCCGUCCCCCAUAUACAGGUCAUCUGAGGAGGACAGUGACUCCAUCUUCGAUGACACCCUUCUUUCCCAGAUUACGAUGUCGCUCAAAUUCUUCUCUCCGUCCGGCUCUCUCCUGGAUGUAUUCAGCUCCGGCGCCAGAUUCAAUCAACUAUACUCAACCUCAUCGCACGGCACCUCCCUCAGUUCUUUCUCACGGCAAGUCCUCUCCUGGAGGUCAGGAACUUUGGUCAUCGUUUCCGGCAUCCUUCCCAACACCAGCAACAAACCCAUAACGCUGGCCGCUUACCUCCCCGAAAGAUGGCACGACCCAGCUUCUGGCCCUCGCCGACCGCCAUCGCGCGACCCUUCGGCGCCCAAAGCGUGCCUGGUCCAGCUUCAACCCCGGCAGGCAGUCUUCCCUGAAAAUUCCUACAACCACACUAUCCCCGUGUCAUAUUUUUCUAGCAAGACUGGCAUUGCCUUGGGCUGUGUAGUUCCACAACAGUCGCGCACUGUGUCACAACCACCGGUGCUCGGCCCUGUCAGCCUACUGGUCGAUGCAGAUCUGUCGACCGCGACAUUUCAGCACGAUGGCGAUGCAGGCAGUGGGGCAUUCGUGACUGAUCCCGGUCUGGAAACCGCACAGAGCCGUCAUGCCGAGCUCGCGCAGCCGAAGAAGAUCACGUUUGACAUUGACAAUCUGGAAGUCUGGGGAAUCAAUUUUCCCGUGGGAGAAGGUGAGGACGAGGUCACGAGGCAACGGAAAAGACUCGAUUGGGAGGAGGCAGAGGCGGCGAGAAGAAGAGGCGUACAGUUUGGAGGUGACAAGGAUGGUGCGAGGGCGCUGUUGGAAAUGGCCGGGCUGGUUGGUGACAAGGCCGGCAACCGAAGUGGAGGAUCGGUGUAA